CAACUCUCGAGCAGGCAUUCCUAACAACACACAACAAAAUGUCUGCCCAUGGCCGUAAAAGUGCCAAUCCAUUGGAUAAACUGUUUCACUAACUGACAGCCAUUUUUUUUCUUUUCAGCCAUUGGAUAAAAAAAUUCCAGAAAACCCCAAGUAUAAGCAUGUACGGCCAACUGUUGAUACAGGUGCCAGUAUAUCAAAAUACAUGGAGAAGAUGGAAGAGUUGAAGAGAAAUUACAAUUUUAGAAAGGAUGAAAUCUUCAAAAGAAUGAAAAUUUCAACAUUUGUACAACUGGUAGUGCAAGUUGCAGAUGUUGAUAACUUUGAGGAAGGGCCACCCUACAGCACUAGUGGAACUGAUAGACCAGACACGGCUGAUAAUGAAGUUGAAAGAAUUCAGAAAAAUGGAUCAGGUGAUACAAGCAGACAGACAUCUGAUACAAGCAGACAGACACCUGAGGUAGACACAAGCAGAUCUAGGCUAGAGCAGGUUAUCAAUGGGAUGGGUGAGGUCGACCUGGACGCCAGCAAACGUCCACACCAACCUCUCCCAAUGAUGGGUUCUCAGUGCCCUUACCUGCUGCUUGAUGUCAGAGAGAAGGAUGCGUUUGACGAGUGUCACAUUAUUACAGCCAAAAGUUACCCUACAGCUAUGCUAGCCAGAUCUGUGAAUUAUGAAACAAAAGAUAUGUUAAAUUAUAAAAAUCAACCGGGUAAAAUAAUUUUAAUUUACGACGAAGAUGAAAGAAUUAGUCACAGAGCAGCAACAACAUUAGUUCAGCGGGGCUACGAUAAUUUAUUUAUGUUGUCUGGAGGUAUGAAAGUGGCCUAUAAACUGUUUCCUGAGGGUUUGAUAGCUGGCACGGUGCCGCAGACAAUUCUGGAUGACACCCCACAGGGCCAGAAGGGGUCCAAACACAAGACAGAGCCCCUGAUGAAGCUGCCGGCCAACACGGAGUCCUUCAGUCUGGAGCUGAUAGAGAAACUGUGUGUACAUCUGGAUGAUACUGCCUCAGACAGGAGUGGUGCUAGCCGACUGUCCAAGCUGUCCAGUGCCAAGUCCAGCAGACCUUCAAGUAUUGCCUCCACCGCCUCACUCUCCACGCUAGGCCGUAAACCUUUCAAGUGUUAACAUUUACCCUGAUUAAGUCUCUUGACCUGACCUGAAUAGAAUUUUACCAAUUUCAACUUGAGUGAAAGAAAGACAUGAUCCACUUGAUUAAAACAAAAUAAUCAAGGGAAGCUACUCAAGUUUAUACAGUUAAUGUCAUCUCCAGCUGUCAUUACCUGAAAGAAAGAUGGGCUCCUAUUUUGUAGUUUAGCUUUUUGUUUCAACAAUUAAAUUAUUGGUUAUUUAAACUUGGCUGACAUAAUUUUAAAUAUUUUGGUUGGGGCAUUACAUACAUUUUCCUAAAAAAAUAAUCAAAUUACAAAACAUCAUACAAAAUUUCUGAUAAUUGUCAUGAUUUUAUGUCAGUUGUGUGCAAAAUUAUCUUACAAUAAUCAUUCCACGAUAAAGUGUUUUUUUUCCAAUAUGUUGAAAUUGUUACCAAGAAGAAAACCAUCUUUAAGAAUUUGGUUUAGGUAUGGUUUUUUUUUUAAAUAUUUGUACAAAUGAUAUACCUGCUGUCAUAAAUCUGGUGGUCCAGAGAUUUGUACCUGAUGGUCCAGAGAUUUGUACCUGAUGGUCCAGAGAUUUGUACCUGAUGGUCCAGAGAUUUGUACCUGAUGGUCCAGAGAUUUGUACCUGGUGGUCCAGAGAUUUGUACCUGGUGGUCCAGAGAUUUGUACCUGAUGGUCCAGAUAUUUGUACCUGAUGGUCCAGAGAUUUGUACCUGAUGGUCCAGAUAUUUGUACCUGAUGGUCCAGAGAUUUGUACCUGAUGGUCCAGAGAUUUGUACCUGAUGGUCCAGAUAUUUGUACCUGAUGGUCCAGAGAUUUGUACCUGAUGGUCCAGAGAUUUGUACCUGAUGGUCCAGAUAUUUGUACCUGAUGGUCCAGAGAUUUGUACCUGACAUCUGUGAGCCUGUGCUGCAUUAUGUGAUAUAUUUACUCUUAGUUUUGUUUACAAGUGCUCUGCCAUCAGUGAGUUGAUGUUUGUCAUUGUAUGGUGGACUGGAUGUUGUCCAACAGAUUCAGCCUGUGCUGUUUGAUUGGUGUGUGCUUACAUUUGGAUACAAUAGGUUUUUUAAUGGACUAGAAAGUGUUGUAUGUGUGUGGUUUACCUGUUUGAUUUAAUUGGUGUGUCCUUACAUUUGGAUACGAUAGGUUUAUAAUGGACUAGAAUGUGUUCUAUGUGUGUGGUUUACCUGUUUGAUUUAGUUGGUGUGUGCUUACAUUUGUAUACAAUAGGUUUUUUAAUGGACUAGAACAUGUUCUAUGUGUGUGGUUUACCUGUUUGAUUUAAUUGGUGUGUGCUUACAUUUGGAUACAAUAGGUUUUUAAUGGACUAGAAUGUGUUCUAUGUGUGUGGUUUACCUGUUUGAUUUAAUUGGUGUGUGCUCAAAUUUGGAUACAAUAGGUUUUUAAUGGACUAGAAUGUGUUCUAUGUGUGUGGUUUACCUGUUUGAUUUAAUUGGUGUGUGCUCAAAUUUGGAUACAAUAGGUUUUUAAUGGACUAGAACAUGUUCUAUGUGUGUGGUUUACCUGUUUGAUUUAAUUGGUGUGUGCUCAAAUUUGGAUACAAUAGGUUUUUAAUGGACUAGAAUGUGUUCUAUGUGUGUGGUUUACCUGUUUGCAUCACUCAUUGAAAUAAUGACACACUUUAACUACUCUAAUGUUUAGCUUCAAUUUUUUACAAAGCUUUUUAAAUAUAAAAUGUUCACAAGUGUAAAAAGCCCAUCUUUGAAUUCUUCUAUCUAUUUGAUGUAAUUAUGUCCCACUAAAAGCUUUCUCUACUCCAUUGUUACGUGCCACUGUAACUGUUGUUACGUGCCACUGUAACUGUUGUUAGGUGCCACUGUAACUGUUGUUACGUGCCACUGUAGCUGUUGUUACGUGCCACUGUAGCUGUUGUUACGUGCCACUGUAGCUGUUGUUACGUGCCACUGUAGCUGUUGUUACGUGCCACUGUAGCUGUUGUUACGUGCCACUGUAGCUGUUGUUACGUGCCACUGUAGCUGUUGUUACAUGCCACUGUAACUGUUGUUAGGUGCCACUGUAACUGUUGUUACGUGCCACUGUAACUGUUGUUACGUGCCACCGUAACUGUUGUUAUAUGCCAACUUUUCAAGAGUUUUUUCUUACAACACACUCCAAUUCUUACCUACUUAACAUUUCCUCUGGUCACAUCUCAGUAACCAGCCCAACCCAACUUUGAUACAUCUUUCAUGAAAACAUUCAAUCAUAUCAGAAGAGAGGGAAGGAUUGUGUUACUAAUUAAAAUUUACAUUACCAAAGCUUAUUUUAGAUCAUUGAUGUAAACACUGGACUGUGUUUAUAACUUUCUAUAGAUCUGUGCCCAAUGUUGUAGAUUUACAACAAAAAUAAUUCUAUAUUUUUUAAAUCUACUUCUAUGAAAACAAUGCCGUCCAAACCCAUUGAAAACAAUGAGUUAUCAAAUCUAGACCAUAUUGUAGCAGACCCUUGAAGUGGUGGGUAGCUAGUAUGUUUGUCACAAAGCCUUCUGCGCCAUGGUAAAACUUGUUCAUACUGGAUGUUCAUCUUCAUUUAUGAAGAGCUUACCUCCAAAACACAGUAAGUUAUUUUUAAUAAGCUAAGAUAACAAACCUUAAGGAUGAGAAGCUUGUGGUCUUUAGCUCAGAUCCAAAUCACUCAACAAUAUGCCAACGCAAUUUUUUUUCCCUUAUUAACCACUGUCAUUUUAACAAAAGUUAGUCAUUUUUUAAAUAACUUUUAUCUGUACUGUGUUUAACAAUGAGCAUGGUCCUUGUGUUUUAAGGCAAUGAUUGAGGGGAUCAUCUCUUGACUUAGCUGAGAUUGUUUACAGAUAAAAGUAAAUUUACCUGGCUAGGAUGUUUAUUUUUAGAAACAUCUGCUGUCAAUAAAUGUUUUAAACUUUUUCAACUGUUAUUGGCAGACAGUCAAAUGUCUCUUGGUCAGCCAAAGAUAUAUCUGAUGGUCUGUGUUUGUAUGUCUACUUUGAUAACAAUUAUAUAUCAUUUGACCAACUCACUGUAUUUUUAAGCUCCUACUUUAUAUCACAUCUAUUUAUAGAAGUUGUUACUUUGUUUUUAACUGCAACAAAAAUAAACAAAUU
Molecule: messenger RNA, 4216 nt
Organism: Physella acuta
Lineage: Eukaryota; Metazoa; Mollusca; Gastropoda; Physidae
Product: centrosomal protein of 41 kDa B
Biological process (GO): cilium assembly
Cellular component (GO): ciliary basal body
Source: RefSeq, a predicted model, not a curated record